CGUCUUUCGUCGUGGCUGUCGUGGGCUCUACGAGGCUCGCGCAAGAUGUGUAUUGUAGGUGAAAUGAACAAACUGCAGAUAACUUUGGCAGUGAUAAAACCACAUGUCGUUAAGAAUUUAUUUGCAUUAGAGAGUAUACAGAAGAGAAUAGAAUGUGAAUUCGAAGUAGUAGGUAUUCGUGAGGUUGUUAUUUCGAGGGAAAUGGCCGAGCGGUUCUAUGCAGAGCAUCGUAGUAAGUUUUUUUACAACCGCCUCUUAUCCUUUAUAACCAGCGGACCUUCAGUCGCGUUGAUUCUAGCAGCUGAGAACGCUGUGUCGAAGUGGCGACAAAUAAUGGGACCAACUAAAGUAUACAAAACGAUUUAUAGUGAGCCGGAUACAAUUCGUGGCCAGUUUGGCCUAUCAGAUACAAGAAAUGCAUGUCAUGGGUCAGAUGCAAUGGAAUCAGCGUUAAACGAAAUAAACGUCUUUUUCCCGGACUUUGAUUUUGAGGAAUGGCGGAAAAAUCACCCAACGUUGUAAUCCUUUGAUGGACUACCCAUGUAGUUCGAUGGAGCUCCAAAACGUUUGGUAGCCGACAGGAAUAUGCUACUAUAGUACGAUUUCUUUUUUGAAGAACAAUUUCUAUCAUUUGGACUUCGUUUUAGGCCGACUUUAUGUAGGGUAUUUGGAAGGAUUUUCAACUAAAUAGAACAGAAAUUCAUGCAGUA
This is a messenger RNA of Hermetia illucens (black soldier fly), 710 nucleotides long. Its product is annotated as nucleoside diphosphate kinase 6-like. Gene Ontology annotation, molecular function: nucleoside diphosphate kinase activity. NCBI's taxonomy places the organism in Eukaryota, Metazoa, Arthropoda, Insecta, Diptera, Stratiomyidae. Bases 46 to 522 code for a protein of 158 amino acids. The record is from RefSeq and is a predicted model, not a curated record. The transcript is spliced from 2 exons. Gene Ontology annotation, biological process: UTP biosynthetic process; GTP biosynthetic process; CTP biosynthetic process.